CAGGCAGAGCAACUCUUCCCAAUUCAGAGAAGCUGAAAACGUCAAGACGACACUGAAAAAGAAAAGAGAGAAAAACAGCAUUGGGAACUGCAGAGUGCAAGAGCUGGGAGGACAUUAACAAGAUGGAGGAGUGUGAGAGUCUGGAACCAGAGAUGACAGAGCUACAGGAGCUUCAGUCUGAAGCCUCCGAGGCCGUCAGUCAGGACGAUGAAGACGAGAUGGAGGAGCUGCAGAACAGUCUGCGAGAGGUUGUCCAGGACCAGUCGGUGAAGCCCCAACUGCAGUGCCUGAUGGUGGAUCAAUCAUUCUCCAUGGUUACAGUGCAGAGUGAGGACAGUGGAAUCGUUUGGGAGACAGCCUCCAGCCGCUGCUCUACUCCCUGGGCCUCUGAGACGAGCUCCAUCUCUGAAGCCUACAGCAUGGAUGGCUCUGGAGCCGCGGGGAAGAUCACCAUCGUCUUCGAUGAGGAGAAAAUAGUCCGCAGGAGGACAAGGUCCGGAGGGAGGAUCAGCAGACUAGGGGACAGAUUUAGCCGACCUGGCAGUUCCAGAUCCGCCUCGGCUCUGGGAGUGGAGCGACCGGAGAUGAUGGAGGUCUCUCUCCCCAACGUCAAAGAGGAGAAAACCGAAAGAGAGCCAGACCUGGAGGAAAUUAAAAACAAAGAUCAGCAACUGUUUAGUUUGAUUUCUGAGGGUUAUGAGAUUCUCAACAUCAGAGUCCCUUCUAAACUUCCUACUGUGGAUGAGGAGGAGAGCACGGAGCUUGAGGACAAUUUGUCUUAUCUGGACCAGACUCCAAAGAUCAAGUCCAGAAACCACAAUGACUGGACAUCAAAUCACGUCCUGCCAGUGGAGGGGGAAAUACUGGAUCACCAAGAGGACUCUUCUCAGCCAUCAGCAGACACAGAAGCUGGACACACAGCCACACAGAAAGAGAGCACCAAUGACAUUGACUACUUUGAGACGUUUACCCUUUUGGAUCAUGCAGUUCCUGCAGAACAAGUUCCAGAGCUGCAGCAGGGGAAACAACAGCCUCCAGUGAAACCCCAGGCAGAGGAGCAAACCCCUGCAAAGGAGAUGGCCACAGACAGCCCCUCUGCAUCAGAAGACUCUUUUGUUUUUGUUACAGAUGUGGAUUUAGUCGGAGAACACCUGGAUCAGGUCUUCUAUGGAGAAGGAGCUCCUUCUGAUGCACUGCAGCGGAAGGACGACGACGAGGCAGAUGGAGGAGCUAGAAUGAGGAAGAGACGAGAGAGCCAGAGAACAAUGAAGGAGGGUGGUUUGGUGUUGUUUGGGAGCGAAGAGACCACCCUCACGCCCAUCUAUAUCUCCCCUGGACCCCCGAAGAUCAUCGAUCCCAUCCUUCUGGAGGAGCCCACCGCCAUGUCCUUCAUGUACUCUGACCUCUACGAGGACGCUGUAGGCCAGCGGCAGAGGAGUGACGAGGAAUGCUCAGAGGCAGAGAGUGUCACAUCGGAGAAGUGUUACAAGAGACGUUUCUCGGAUUCAGACGAGGCAGACGGCUACCUGGAGAAGUUUAUUUUGAAGGAUGAAACUUCCACAGUGGAGGCUCAACCUGAGUCUGUGAGGGACAAGAGGGAGGGGAGGAUGAUGUGGUCAAGUAGUAAGUUUGAGACGACAGGGUGUCUAACAAGGACGGUCGAAGAAGAAGAAGAAGAAGGACACAAGACAAAGACAGAGGAACCGAAGAUACAGGUGGUAAGUGCUGGAGACAGGAGCAAUGAUGUGCAAUCAGCAACUUUUGAGGAGAAAAGCGAAGGAGAGAAACUCUCACUGCUGACUGGAGAGCAGGAUGGAGAAGAAGCCUCAGAAGAAUCAGUUCAGGGGUUUAAACUGACAGAGGAUAAGGAAAUGACACAAGAGGUAAAAAGAGACCAGGCCGAGCCCCUGAGUAGCAGCACUGAUGGACCACUUCCUGAAAUUCAAGAGGUGGAGAGCAAAGUAGAGCAAAAAGAAUUAGAGAGUGAGGAGCAUCAGAGAGAAGAGCACAGAAAAAGUGAGCAAACCUUGAAUGAAACCAAGCGACCGUGUCAGACACAAGAAGAGGUGGACAAAAUGUCUGAAGGUCUUGUGAAGGCCACAGACGAGACAGCACCUGAAAUCAACGAAGUGCCAAAGAUGGACAUUCAGUCAGAAAUUCAAACUGAAACCAGUGAAACCAGUUUGCCUGAAGACGCAGCUGCUGAUACCAAGAUGGAUUCUGCUUAUGAAAAAACAGCGACUGAGGCCAAACCAGGGGUCGUGGUCGAAGAAGAAAUGAUCACUUCGACUGAAACCUUAGGUGAAACGAAGACAUCAGCUGAAACAUCACUGUAUAAGGAAACAGACGACAUUCCUGAGGAUGCUGGACCCGUUGAAGUCAUCACCGACUGCGAUAGUGUAGUGCAAGCAGUCGUGGAGGUAACUGAAACAGCAGUGAAUGAAAAAGAGAUUCAAACCCAGGUUCAGAUUGAUCUUCAGGAGGCAACACGUGAUGAUGCAACAGAUGUUCAAACAGCAGUGGGGGAGACUGCAGCUGAGAGCCAGUCGCAGGAAUUUAUUGCUGAAGCUCAUCAAGAGGUUAAAACCAAGAUUUCAAGCGAAGAAGUCGAACCUGUGAUCCUGGAGGAAGUAAAGACAGAUUCAGACAAGAAACACCAUGAAAUCUUUGAAGCUCCGCAGCCUCAACCAGAUGAUUCAAUGACUGAAGUCAAAGCUAAAACACCCACAGACGACACUGGGACUGUGCUCCAAGACAUGGUGAAUGUAGAUGAUGAGUUGAUCCUCCUCGUCCCCAAAGGACAAGCUGUAGAGAUGGACAUUGACAUCAGUCAGUGGUCAGACAAGACCACAAGUGAUGCACAAGCUCUCCCUGAAUCUGAUAGUGUAUAUGAGCAUCUUGUAGCAUCUGAAGAUGCACCAGAGCCGACCAAAGAAACAAAGAUGGACACUCAGUUGGAAUUAGAACCAGAAGUCCAUGAAAAGGUAGAAGAACCACUUGAAAAUGAUGUAGGCAGGGUGUACUCACCACCUGCUCCUGUGGAGGAGGUCGACACGGAGGAGAUGAAAACAGAGGAGGACGUAGAUGAAGACGAGGGUGUCUUUUCUCCUCUGAGGAGCUUUACUCCCCAGGAGGAUUUAUCUGGGCUGCAGGGAGAGGAUAUACUACCAGAAGAACCAGAUGUUGAACUGAAAGCUGAGGUGAACCAGGCGGCAGAUGCCCUAGAAGCAAUCAUUAUAAACCAGGAUGUAGCUCCAGAUGUUGAUCUGCACAGAGAGGAUCCCGGACAAAAGAUGGAGCAAGAUGAGGUGGUGGAAGAGGCUCCAGAAGCUCCUGCAGAGGAGCUGGAAUAUGAGGUGAUUUCUAAACAGGAUGCAGAGGAGAUGCCUGAAUCUGAAACACAGAGAGAUGCAGAGGAAUCCAGGCCUGAGUCUGGCCAGAGCAGAGAGGAGAGGAGGGAUGUGGAGAUGGAGAUGGAGGAGGAGAAAGUGUCCCCAGAAGAAGAGCUGAUCGAAGCUGACUAUGACAUCAUCGAUGCAGAGGAGGAGAAUCAGGCCCGACUGGCUGCUGAGCUGCGGGGGAUGGACUGGUUCUGUCUCACCUGUGGAUGUCUGCUGUCAGAGGACGACUGUGAGUCAGGGAAACAUCAGAGCCAUGAGCUGACAACAGUGGACAAAGCGUAUGAGGAAAUCAAGGAGAAGCUGAGUGACUGGAUCUCAGAGCUGCAGGGUCGAUCUGAGAACAUUGAGGACUUGGUGUCUGAACUGGAGCUGGCCUACAACACUGUAGAGGACCAGUGUAUGGAUGGCGAGGUGGCGAUGCAGGCACAGAACGAGGAGAUGAUGGCUCUGGUGAUGGAGCAGUACAACAACAUGUCUGUCAGCAUGGAGGAGGAGAAGAAGGCCAAGCUGGAGCAGUUGUACGACCAGAUAGUGUCAUUCCAGGAGAGCAUCGACACCACCAAGGCCACGCUGGAGACCACGGCCAGAGAGGCUGAGACUGACGCACGGUCACCUGAGGACAUUCGUGCAAGGCUCGAGGCAGCUCUAGACUCAGCCAUGUCACUGGAGCUGGGUCCCAAGGGUCUGCUGGUGUUUGAGGACUACGCCAAGGGCAACAUCUCCAGCUCACACGUCGCACAUCGCAAGGGAAUCCCAGUGCCUCAGAGGCCCACGCUGCAGCCCCAGGAGCCAGGCUCAGCCACCAGCACCAGUGUCACUGUUUACUGGAAGGUCAACCCUGGAGAUAUCAUAGACUGCUUCCAGGUCUACUGCAUGGAGGAUCCCCAUGGAGCUGUGUCAGAGGAGUACCGUGUGACAGUGAAGGAGAGUUACUGUGUCUUGGAGGAGCUGGAGCCUGAUAAGACAUACAAGGUGUGGGUGAUGGCUGUCAACUACACAGGCUGCUCUCUGCCAAGCGAGAGACUCAUUUUCACAACCGCUCCAUCGGUGCCAGUGAUUGACACAGAGUGCUGUACUAUCAUGUGGGACUCAGCCACGCUGCGGUGGCAGAAGCAGACCCCCGGACAGAGUUACACUCUGGAGUACUGCCGUCAGUAUGAACUGGAGGGAGAGGGGCUCAGAACCAUCUCAGGUAUCCGGAUCUGUGAACAGAGGGUUCUUCUGCAGCCCAAUGAGAAUUAUCUGUUUUACAUCAAAGCUGUGAAUGAGGCUGGAGCCAGCGAACAGAGCGAGGCUGCACUCAUCUCCACUAAAGGUACGAGGUUCCACCUGCUGAAGGCCUCGGCUCACCCUGCGUUGGAGCUUUCAGUGGACCAGACCACUCUGCACUAUUCCCAGAACACACCACUCACCGACAAACAGUGUCCAUCCAUCCUGGGUGAGUUGUUGUCAGCACGAGGGCGGCACUACUGGGAGACGAUUGUCUCAGGAAGCACAGCUUACAGACUUGGAGUGGCGUACAGCGCAGCCAAUAGAGACAGCUCACUGGGGGAAAACAGCCAGUCGUGGUGUUUGCAGUGUAUCCCUACACCCUCAGGUUGCAGGUAUCAGCUGCUCCACAACCAGGUUCAGUCCAGUGUGUUCGUGAUUGAUAUGCCUGAGCGAGUAGGUACCCUCUUGGAUUACCAGCUUGGUCGUCUGUCUUUCUACAACGUCCUCAGUGGUCAGUUGUUGGGGACGUUCAGUCAGUGCUUCACCCAGCCGUGCCACCCCGCUCUGGCCCUGGAAAUGCCGGGCAGUCUGGAAGCCAGGAUGGUGCUGGAGGUUCCGGAGUUUACCAAGGACAGUUAGCUCCGCCACUCACCUCACACCCUGAAGAGUUUACACUCCAUGAUGGACAAUAUCACUUUAUGAUGAUUUCAAUGACCAGUAUUCUACAGAAAUGAGCACAGGUCUGACAGGACAAAAAAAUAUAGUUAAAUCCACAGUAAAGCAAGAAGACACAACUGGAUCCUAUUCAUUUAAAGAAACCUCAUUGAUUGGUUGUUUUCUUUAUAAAGGAACUUGAUCACCAUAGAGCUCAGGGCUAGGGCUGAACGAUAUGGUCAAAAAUGAUAUCAAGAUAAAAAUGCUCAUAUCAGUGGAUAUGGAUAAUCAUCACAAUAAAUGUUACAUUAUUAUUUCUUAAGUUUAAAGACGGAUUUCUGCUAUUUCUGAGCUAUUGUGGUCUUAACCCUUCUGUAUGGACAGAGGAUCACAAACACACUGAGGUAAAUAAAUUCUGUGUUAUACAUCUUCACUGUUCCUGCACAAUGCAUAGUCAAUAUAUAGCUAUAUAUUUGCCAUUUUGCUAUAAAAAUGACCUUGUGAUAAUUAUGAUCUUGCCCAGCCUUAGAUCAAACACAAAUGAUAUCCAGCAGAAAUUAAACCGUCAUUUUGUAAAUAUCAAAAACAGAAACAACUGUGCAACACAACUGGAUUUCAGUUUGAGUGCCUCGACAUUUUCACUGGUGAACGUCUUGUAUUUUGUUGUGGAGGGAGAAGUGAAUUGUGUUGUGGAUCAUUUUGUAAUUAUGACCGUAAAGUAUGCGUAUGUUUUUGUACUGGUGUUUUGUUGAUUUAAUAUACUCUCAGUUGCCUUCCUGAUCUGACACUUUGAGUGAAGGCUCCGAUACAUUGAAGUCAAAUACACGUUGUGAAAGUCUUUUGUCAGCCAUAUCUCCAAAAUGAUACUGUAGCACUUUUUGAACUGUGUUUCUUAUUGCGAAUAGGUCUAUUUUGUGUAAAUAACCUUUGUAAACAGAUCAGUUCCUUUUAUUUGUGUUUAUAUGCAUCUGAUGGCAAACACAGAUCAACUGCUUUACUCCCUCUUUCCUGUAAAACUGAUUUUUUAACCCUGAGCUGAAUGAACAUGAUUUUUUUUUCUAAUUGCACAACUGGACUGAUAAUUGACUCAGCUCAACACUUGUUGUACUCACUAUCACCACCAGAUGGCCUCAGGACUCCAUUUGCUGUGAUAUUGAGACCAGAGCAAAAAUAAGAGAUUGUCAAUAGAGUUUUGAAAUGGCUUGAAAUUGUUAGGAAAGUAUUUCUAAGUGUUUUAACUUUCCUUUGAAAACACUAUUGCCAUGUACUUUACAUUACCCUAAACACUUACUGCAAUGUAAUAUAAGGAACAUUAUCAACCAAAAAAACUGUGAUACACAAAUUAAAUGUAAAAAAAACGUG
This is a messenger RNA of Paralichthys olivaceus (Japanese flounder), 6629 nucleotides long. RefSeq names its product cardiomyopathy associated 5 (gene cmya5). Gene Ontology annotation, molecular function: protein binding. The record is from RefSeq and is a predicted model, not a curated record. Gene Ontology annotation, cellular component: cytoplasm. NCBI's taxonomy places the organism in Eukaryota, Metazoa, Chordata, Actinopteri, Pleuronectiformes, Paralichthyidae.